CAACCCUGUUAUUGACAGCAUGUUUACAUAACCUUAGAUAUCGCCGAUAGAGCUGAAAGUUUUUAAGAUUGAAAUUAUUUCAACAAAAUUAAUUGUCAUAAAUUAAUGAAUAUUUAUCUAAUAGAUGACUGAAAAUUGAAAAUAACAUUAACAAUAGUUCAUAUUGUUUUGUAUCCAAAUAUUUUUUUAUAAGAAAAAUGGUACUAAACUUAGCAUCAAUGAAUUUAUUCAGAUCUUUUAAGACAUCUGCUAUUCAUAAUAAAAUUAUUAAACUUUCCCGACUAAGGGUCGUAGACAAUAGUGAAAUCGGAAAAAAGGCCAUGAAAAUUGGUAAACCACCAAGAUGUAUUCACAUUUACAACAAAAAGGGCACCGGAUAUAUUGGUGAUAAAGUAAUGGUCGCAAUUUGCGGGGAGAAGAAGAAAGGAAUUCUUGUUGGAUUAAAAGCACCGCAAAAGAAGAAAGUAGCAAAAUUUGAUAGUAACAAUAUUGUGCUUAUUGAUGACAGCGGUACACCAUUGGGAACAAGGAUUCAUGUUCCUAUACCUCAUGUUUUAAGGACAAUUUUAAAAGAAAAAACUUUCUCAAAAGGAUACUGAGUUAUACUUACUCUGAAGUGUACUUCAAAUUGAAAAUCUAACACAAUAAAUAAAGCAACAAAUUGAGUUAUAUUUAACGGUAUAUACAUACAUAUAUAUAUAUGACGGGUUCCACGUUAAGUGACCCAGGUCAAAAUUUUAAAUGUUUGGGAUCGGGUUAAAAUUU
This is a messenger RNA of Leptopilina heterotoma, 765 nucleotides long. RefSeq names its product 39S ribosomal protein L14, mitochondrial (gene mRpL14). The record is from RefSeq and is a predicted model, not a curated record. Gene Ontology annotation, molecular function: structural constituent of ribosome. Gene Ontology annotation, cellular component: ribosome; mitochondrion. NCBI's taxonomy places the organism in Eukaryota, Metazoa, Arthropoda, Insecta, Hymenoptera, Figitidae. Bases 198 to 599 code for a protein of 133 amino acids. The transcript has 4 exons. Gene Ontology annotation, biological process: translation.